AUGAACAGCACUCAAACUCCUCCGGAUGCUAGAGGCAACACCUCUGUCUCCCUUGACGAUACGCUGAAAGCGCUUUGGCGUGUAGCCGAAUUGGAAGAUUUCCAGAUCAACGCUUUUCGUCAGUUCUACAAAGUUGUGGUUCCGGAAAUACCUUCUUCGCAACAUAACGGCAGCAUCGCUAUCGAAAUUGACAGGAACGGUCUAACAAUAAACGAAAGAGUUAUAGAGGCAGUUGAGAAGCUGAGGUUCGGACAUGACAAAACUGCAAACGCCUUUUCGAUGGAGACCUUUUCACACGGUGUCGACCAGGGAAUCACACUACGGCAAACAGUGAAGCUCGCCUAUCUAAUCGAUCCUGCAUCAUACAGAGAAUAUUCAAACAUGUCUCGGUUCGAAAACGACCCAAAUUUCCCUGUGGAGUGGAAGUCAGAGCAGACAUUCAAAGAUUUUUUCAAUACUGCUUUUCCUACUACCACCAACACCCAAGAAUUAUGGACACUCUCUACUGGGAAAAAGUUUCUGAAGGCAUCGAAACUCCGUCAAAGGCUAAAAAUCCGGAUCGAACGGACCGACGAUCUCGCAGCGCACCUGGUCUACAAUCCGGCUCGAAAGUCUCUAAUGGGUUUCCAUCAAGUUGAAUGGCUCAAAGCCUAG
Molecule: messenger RNA, 654 nt
Organism: Bipolaris victoriae FI3
Lineage: Eukaryota; Fungi; Ascomycota; Dothideomycetes; Pleosporales; Pleosporaceae
Exons: 1
Coding region: 1-654 (217 amino acids)
Source: RefSeq, a predicted model, not a curated record